This is a messenger RNA of Peromyscus californicus insignis, 867 nucleotides long. It is a transcript of the gene Rps19bp1, whose product is annotated as ribosomal protein S19 binding protein 1. The record is from RefSeq and is a predicted model, not a curated record. Lineage: Eukaryota; Metazoa; Chordata; Mammalia; Rodentia; Cricetidae. The transcript is spliced from 4 exons. The coding region runs from base 61 to 486 and encodes 141 amino acids. Gene Ontology annotation, molecular function: enzyme binding. Gene Ontology annotation, cellular component: nucleolus.
CGAGGAGCGAACACCGCCAGGGCGGAAGUAGCUCGCGGCGUGUGGGCGGGGCUCGGCAGCAUGUCGGCGGCGUUGCUGCGGCGCGGCCUGGAGCUUCUGGCGGCGUCGGAGGCCCCUCGUGCCGCCCCCGGCCAGGCCAAGGCGAGCGGGGCUCCGGUGAAGCGGACCCGGAGGGCGAGGGCGAAGGCCUCCCAGGCCCUGAAACUACGGAACUCAGCGAAGGGAAAGGUGCCUAAGUCCGCGCUAGCCGAGUACCAGAAACGACAAUGUCGAGACCACCUCAGAGCAAACCUGAAGUUUAUGACCAGCGUGAGAAGCACCGUGCCAGAGUCUGUGACCCAGCAGAUUCUGCAGCAGAACCAGGGCCGCAAAGCUUGUGAUCGGGUAGUGGCCAAGACACAAAAGAAGAAGAAGAAGAAGGCUGAGGGCACUGUGUUCACUGAAGAGGACUUCCAGAAGUUCCAGAGGGAAUAUUUUGGCAGCUAGGCUUCCCGGAGGAAUGAUGGGGACAAAAGACUAACCUUUGACUGCUGUACAGCUGCUGUCUCUGCGGCUGUGCUGGAGGCGACCAGCAGGUGGCAGUGCAAGCCAUCCUGGCUCAGGAGGCCCUGGAGCUGGUAUCCCAGGGCCACUGGAAUAGAGCUGUGAGCGCGGGGGCAGAUACGCCCUCAAAUUGAAGUGGACUUCUGCUGGUUUGGUCGGAGCCAUCUGUACCCUGCCAGAAAAGAUUGUGACCUGUUAGCUUUGACCAGGAUAGGACCCUAGGGCUAUUUGCUGUGAAACGGCGAGGUGCAUGGCCCUCUCAGACCAUACCUCCAAGAGCUACUAGUCGAUUGUUGGGUUCAAGUAAAUGUGAAUUUGAGCAAA